This is a messenger RNA of Thyridium curvatum, 753 nucleotides long. RefSeq lists its product as uncharacterized. Lineage: Eukaryota; Fungi; Ascomycota; Sordariomycetes; Thyridiales; Thyridiaceae. The coding region runs from base 1 to 753 and encodes 250 amino acids. The transcript is spliced from 2 exons. The record is from RefSeq and is a predicted model, not a curated record.
AUGGGCUUCUUCGACAACUGGGACGGCUCGUCCGUCAUCUCCCGCAAGUCCUCCCACGGCCACCACCACUCCUCCUCGGGCAAGCACCGCAAGUCGUCGUCGCACCACCACAAGUCCUCCCGCUCCGAGAGGUCGCGCUCCCGCGACCGCUCCCGCGACCGCGGCGGCCUGGGCUCCAUCUUCGGCACCGGCGGCGACUCGCACUACCACAAGCACAACUCGAGCAAGGCCAGCUUCUUCUCCCUGCCCAACGUCAGCUCGAGGAGCUUCUUCGGCUUCAGCAAACCAUCCUACUACCGCCGCUCCCCGCGCCAGUCCUUCGUCCAGCGCGCCUACCGCAAGCUCCGCCGCCUCCUGCGCGACCUCCUGCACUACGCCAGGCGCCACCCCCUCAAGGUCUUCGUCCUCGUCGUCAUGCCCCUCGUCACGGGCGGCGCCCUGACCGCCCUCCUCGCCCGCUUCGGCCUGCGCAUGCCCGCGGGGCUCGAGCGCAUGCUCGGCGUCGGCGCGCGCGCCAUGUCCGGCGACGGCAUCGGGCUCGUCGGCGAGGCCGUGCGCAUGGCCAGCGGCAUGGGAGGCGGCAUGGGAGGCGGCGGCAACUCGUCGGUCCACCUCGAGAGGGGCCGCGACGGCGGCAUGCAGUGGGAGAGGAAGAUGUUUGAGAGGGACUACGACGGGUACGGCGGAAGCAGCCGAGGCGGAGGUGGUGGAUGGGGGGAUAUGUUCGGGAGUGUAGGCAAGAUGUUCUCUUGA